GAAAUGUAGUUUAGCUGUGUCCCGAGGGGGAGAAGAGAAACUGUCCCACCACACCGAGGGAACACCAAAAUGUCGACUAUAGGAAGAAGGACUUGCAAGAGCCAGCAAAGAGCCUUCAAGAGAGAAACCCGGAUAAACAUGGCAUCGAGGAUAAAAUAGUUGGAAGCCUGGACUAGAGUGAGACAAGCAAGGUCCUAGGUGCAAGAUGGACCCUGGGAAAAGGAGUUAAAGGGAGGGAAGGGUUGACUUUCUACUCUUACUCAUAGAGUUUUCUCACUUGAUUAUCAGUUGAACCCACAAGGGAGGAAUUAUCACAUCUUACAGCUAAGGAAAAUGAGGCACAGAAAAGGCCAAGAAGGUAUUCAAGAUUAAAAAGGAUGGAAUUAGGAUCUGAACCCAGGACCGAGGCUGAUGAUUUUCCCAGGGCGCCCAUCAGAGAAGUUUUCCAGCCUGCUCAUGUGAAGCCUGGGGAGGGCUGAGUGUGUGGAGGGUCCUGGGCUUCUGGCUCAGGGAGAAGACUUCUGAGUUACACACUUCUGAGCUACACAAAUGAGAGCUCCUCCUGUCCCACGUAGAGAGCAGAAGAAGGUGUGUCCAGCGCCAGGGGUCCUGGGAGAGGGCAGGAGAGAGCUCCAGAGAACUGGAGAAGGGCUGGCUAGACCUGGCUAGACCGGCCCCUUCCUCCUUCCUCUGGCAGCCCCGCCCCCACUCUGGGCCUCUGGGUCGUGGACUGAGAGUGGACACGCCAGCCCUGCGCCUCCAGCCAUCAUGGACCCUAAAGGCCUGGAGCUGCUGCUGCCCCCCACCACUCUGGCCGCCCUGGCGGACAGCUGGCUCCGCGAGGACUGCCCAGGCCUUAACCACGCAGCCUUGGUUUCGGGGGCAGCCCCGUCGCAGGCGGUGCUGUGGGCCAAGUCCCCCGGGGUACUGGCCGGGAGGCCUUUCUUCGAUGCCAUCUUUGCCCGAGUCAACUGCCAGGUGUCCUGGUUCCUCCCUGAAGGCUCCAAGCUGGUGCCGGUGGCCAAGGUGGCCGAGGUCCGGGGCCCCGCGCACUGCCUGCUGCUGGGCGAGAGGGUGGCCCUGAACACGCUGGCCCGCUGCAGUGGGGUGGCCAGCGCCGCCGCCGCCGCCGUCGAAGCCGCCAAGGGGACCGGCUGGACCGGGCACGUGGCUGGCACCAGGAAGACCACGCCCGGCUUCCGGCUGGUGGAGAAGUUCGGGCUCCUGGUGGGCGGGGCCGCCGCCCACCGCUAUGACCUGGGAGGGCUAGUGAUGGUGAAGGACAACCACGUCCUGGCCGCCGGAGGUGUGGAGAAGGCAGUGCAGGCGGCCCGGCAGGUGGCUGACUUCACCCUGAAGGUGGAGGUGGAGUGCAGCAGUCUGCAGGAGGCUGUGGAGGCCGCCAAGGCCGGAGCGGACCUCGUCCUGCUGGACAACUUCAGGCCUGAGGAGCUGCACCCCACGGCUGCUGCGCUGAAGGCCCAGUUCCCCGGUGUGGGCGUGGAGGCCAGCGGAGGCAUCACGCUGGCCAACCUCCCCCAGUUCUGUGGGCCCCACAUCGACGUCCUCUCUCUAGGGAUGCUGACCCAGGCUGCCCCGGCCCUUGACUUCUCUCUCAAGCUGUUUCCUGAAGGGGCCACGCCCAUGUACAAUGCCCACAGGUCCUAAAGGCAAAGAGGAUGCAGCCACCAGUGGGAUAGCAUGGUUUCUUGGGACCCUCAAGGUUGCCCCUAAGUAUAGUACACGACUCUCCCGGCACUGGCCUGGGCUGCAGUCUGGCUCUGCCAUCUACUGCUUAUGUGAGUUGGAGGGGCUGACUUCACCUCUGUUCAUCUGUACAAUGGGUCUAAUAAAUGAGCAACCUUACAGA
Messenger RNA from Canis lupus familiaris (dog), 1870 nucleotides. RefSeq names its product quinolinate phosphoribosyltransferase (gene QPRT). Gene Ontology annotation, biological process: quinolinate catabolic process; NAD+ biosynthetic process. The transcript has 4 exons. The record is from RefSeq and is a predicted model, not a curated record. Gene Ontology annotation, cellular component: cytoplasm. Bases 769 to 1668 code for a protein of 299 amino acids. Lineage: Eukaryota; Metazoa; Chordata; Mammalia; Carnivora; Canidae. Gene Ontology annotation, molecular function: nicotinate-nucleotide diphosphorylase (carboxylating) activity.